UAUGGGUGGUCACCUCCUGCGAAAAACCAAAACUACCCCUGCUUCGGAAGUUCAUUUCCGAAAGCGUGUUUUUUUAAAAAAAUUGACUUACUUCGGAAGUUCAUUUCCGAAACAAUUAUUUCGGAAGUUCACUUCCGAAAUACUGCGAUUUCUGCAGAUUUAUCAAAACACUCCCCCUCCCCCAAUCAUUUACCCUAAAUCAAAACAAAAAGUGGCAGAGGCGAAAAUUUGUGCAAACGGAAUUCCAAAGCUGCAUCAAGGCUCCAAUCACACUGCUAAACAACAUUCAAAAGCCCUCAAUCCUAACACUUUGAACAUGUCAGACAACCAACAAGCACGCAGGACUGCGUCUUCUAAAGAGGGCGCUAAGGGAAGAAAGAGUUCUUCAAAGAAGGAGGUGAAAGAGGUGAAGGAGGUGAAGGAGGUGAAGGAGAAGAAGAAGCUUUUGACUGGUUCUGCUUCUCGUCCCCUGGGAGUCCAUGGCUCGGACGCGCAGGCUCAGCCUUCAGGCGUGAUCAACGCUGAUGGUUCUGAUAAUGAGUGGGAUGAAGAUUGGUAUAAUUAUCUUCAUUCGGAGGAGUUCGCUCGUCGGGAAGAAUAACGUGUUUUUUUUUUGUUUGAUGUGUAUUUUGUAACGCUCGUCGGGCAGAAUAACAUGUUUUUGUUUUGUUUUGUUCUGAUUUCGGAUUGUAUCGCACAGUGUAUUUGUAUUGGAUUUAUCAUGUUAGUUUUUGGAAGUGGUAACCGGGGUCGGAACAUAUGACGGAUGAGGUGGAUGUCUGGAGGAAG
Vicia villosa (hairy vetch) is the source of this 789-nucleotide messenger RNA. RefSeq lists its product as uncharacterized. The coding region runs from base 2 to 601 and encodes 199 amino acids. The transcript is spliced from 2 exons. NCBI's taxonomy places the organism in Eukaryota, Viridiplantae, Streptophyta, Magnoliopsida, Fabales, Fabaceae. The record is from RefSeq and is a predicted model, not a curated record.